This is a messenger RNA of Lymnaea stagnalis (great pond snail), 4683 nucleotides long. Lineage: Eukaryota; Metazoa; Mollusca; Gastropoda; Lymnaeidae. The record is from the annotation of a GenBank genome assembly.
AGAUUUUUAGUUCAAAUUAUGUAGUUCAAGAUAGGAAGGUCGCAGUAUCAACAACAUGUCCAUGUUGCGAGUGUUCAUUGGUUUGAUAUGUUGGAUUGGGACAAGCUCAUGUCAAGGUCAGUAAGCAUAAGACGGUUUAAUUUUUAUUUAUGUUUUUAUUUUUUUGGGGAACAAACCUAAUAUGACGAGCCGUCAUUGUAUAAGGUAAAACAAACCUAAUAUGACGAGCCGUCAUUGUAUAAGGUAAAACAAACCUAAUAUGACGAGCCGUCAUUGUAUAAGGUAAAACAAACCUAAUAUGACGAGCCGUCAUUGGGUAAGGUAAAACAAACCUAAUAUGACGAGCCGUCAUUGUAUAAGGUAAAACAAACCUAAUAUGACGAGCCACCAUUGUAUAAGGUAAAACAAACUUAGGUAUACUUUUCUUAUAUAUUCUUUGCGUAGAAAACAAGGGAAAUAAAUAGUUGACUUUUGGUAAAAUUUAUUUAUUUAUUAAAAUCCAAAAUGUACGAUUCAUUACAACAGUGUUUCCUUCUCAUUUCUCUUCAAGACGCUCCCUUAGCAAUGAAUUUCACAUACCAGAUGUACGAGAACUCAUCCAAGGUACAAGUGACUUUGACGUGCCUGGCAACAGGUCUGUUUUUCAAUGCCAUCAGUGACAUUUUUAUUGUUGUUUUUUUGUUUGUUUUGUUUUUAAACUUGAUUUUUUUGGAUAAUAGACAUUUUAAUUAAUCAACUGUUGACUAUUUAGCCUAUUUUUUAAAUAUAUAUUUUUUGUUAUUGUGUUUUUUAUUAUUUUAAAAUAAAAAUUCCCCAUUUUUAUUAUUUAGUUUAGAUUUUUCUAAUCAAAUAACAGAUUUAAACUUUACCACACGCUUAUUAUAAAUUGUCAUGCAAAAUAUCAUUUUCAUGGUUUACUUUGCUGGUCGUUAUCUCUGGUUUUAAGUUAGCGGCAUAGGAUCGGUUUUGUGAAGUUUGCGUUCAGUAUAGCUAGGGCCAUUUUUAAACAAAAUAUUAUUAUUUUUUUUCAAAAAUAUGAGUGGGGAGCAUUUCCAGCAAACUGUAGAGUACUUUCCGUGGAAAUUUUCGGGUGACAUAAAACUUGCCCCAGCUGCGCCCCUGAUUUGACUGAUGUGGAAAGGAAUACUUUCUCUACAGUUUGGGUUUACUCUACAGGUUAUCCCGAAAAAAUGACACUAAUGAAGCUGGGAGACAACUCCAUGGCACAACACAUCGUUCGAAGCCGUCACAAAAGUUAUCUGCUUUGGAAAGUGCUGUUGCUAGACGCGUCGUGUCAUGACGCCGGAACAUACAAGUGUGCGGUCACCGGACAACAUAACCUGUCCACAACACUCGAAGUGCCACAGCAUAUGUUGAGUACGAUAAUAUGUGUAUUUUAGUUGUCUUUAUGUGCUGAACAGAUAUAUAUAUAUAUAUUUACUUUACUUUUUUUAUUUUCCAAUCAGAAGUAUAUGAUGUUAACUAUGUUUUUUUAAAAUUAAAAUAAGUAUGUUGCUCUUCUUGGAAUGAAAUAUGAAUACGGGCGUAUAAGGCGGAGGGCUAAUCACAACCAGAGUUGCACUUCUUAUUCUAUUAAAGGAGAUGAGAUGUUUCAGAUUCAGAUGUAUUGGUAUUUUUCGUGUGGGGGAGCUGAAAAAUUCUUGCUCCACCAUCAGAAGGCACUAUCCUUUGUGUCGUGACCGAUAUGGAAGUAUGUAUAAAAUUAACAAAACAAGAUUAUCUAGGUCACAUUUCAUCACACUUGUAAGCCUUGAUUUAAUCCAAAAUAUUUUUUUUGUGUGUACAAGGCAAAGUAAUGCUCGCUGGCCAGGGACCAGCAUUUGUGGGAACGCUAGUUUCGAACUGUGAUUUUUGUGUGCUUCUUAGAGUUACGGCACAAUAGUUGCAUGAAACAUUUUAUAGGAAUAUGGAUCACAGAACUCAGUUUAUUAAGGGGUUUUCCAGAGUUUCACUUGUUAAUCUUGGUGACACACUAGAGUCACACAUUGGAACCUGAUUAAAAAUAUAUCUUUUAUCCUAGCACCGUCGUUUUAUUUAAUAGAAUACAUAUAUAUAUAUAUAUAUAUAUAUAUAUAUAUAUAUAUAAAUUUUGAAUUACUAAAACAAAUAGAGUAAGGAGGUAGUAUGGUUGCUAAUACUUUUUAAAAAAUGUCCUAAAUUGUGGUCCCAAAGUACGUCACGGGACGCUAAAGUUACAACCGGAUGUUGGUCACCGUAUGCCUUCAUACUUUCUUAGAACCUCUGUUUGGCAAGAAAUAUUUUUUACCUGGAGCCAGGUGCGUGUUAAUAUGCUCCGUAUGAAAGUGUGAUGGGUUUUUUCUGGUUAUUCUUAAUAUAUAUAAGAGUGCGUUCAGAGUUAUACGAAUGAUAUAAAAAGAUUACAGUAGAAUCAAGCGUUUGAAAAAAAAUAUGGUAAAGUGUGUCCUUAGAAAGAAAGUGAAUUACUCAAACGUUUCAUUUUCUUACAUAAAUGUAAUAACAAAUCAACAAAAAACAAGUGUGAGCAUAUUUCGUGAAUGUGUAAUCUAACACCGUAUUUUAAAUUUUCUCCCAUGGAAAGCUCUACAAUUCAUAAUCUACCAAGUGUGAAUGUCGUUACCUUUAGUGUACAACGUAAUCAAAUAUAAUAUUCCUUUCCUAACCACAGAAUGUAAGGACGGGAAAACCAAGCAUCUGUUGGCGGUGCUCGUGACACUGUCUCUGACGUUGGUCAUCAUCGUCAAUGGCAUUCUUCUAUAUUUUGGAAUAAGACGUAUGCAGCUAUUAGAAAAUAAUCAUUAUGUUAGAAGCACAGUUAAAAUAGCAUUAAACUUCAUAUUAAAAGAUACGUUUUAACCAUUGCUCACGAUGAGUGUCGAGUCAGUGUGCUAGAUUCAAUUAAUCAAUAAUGUAUCAGUUAAAUCAGUGGAGAUACCUAAACUCUCAUUCACCAUUACAUUGAAGCAUAAAGCAAAUAUUGAAAGUAAAAAAUUAUUAUUUGCAAUAUUUAUUAACUAAUUUUAAAUAAGAAUCAUAAUAUGACUUAUAGUAUAAGUUCAGGCGAAACUUUAUCUGUUUCUGUAAUACUUCCAGUUUUUAUCUGUAUGUAGGUAAUUUACCCACAUUAUGUAAUAUUCAUCGAUACAUCCACCUUAUGUUAAUAUGACAUGGAUGCAUCCAUCGUAUGCCAUUAUGGAAUGGAUACAUGCACAUUAUAGCAUCUAUUUUUCUCAUUAUAACAUGGAUAAAUCCACAUUGCCUUAUAACAUAAAUACAUCCACAUUAUACCUUUGUGACACGGAUACAUGCCAAAGAAACAUGCAUUUUCGAGAAUUAACUUUUAUUGUAUAUUUCCCUUUAUUGUAUCUUUCCCAGAAAAAAAUCGCCACGAAAAAAUAGACUAUGUCAGGUAUAAAUUUGUUGUUUUUUUUAGUCAAUAGAUUAAAAUUAAUUUGGCCUUAGACACAUUACUCCAUUUUAAUUAGAAGAAACAAUGCAUUGCUGAGAUAUUUGUAUAUGUUGCAGUGGUAAAAUAUACAUAUGAGUGUGCAUACACACAUGUUUUCGUAAAGAAACUCUAUAUAUUUUUUACAAUAUGUUUACAUUUUUCAUGUAAGAUAUAUCUUUUUUAACUAUGUCGUCAUUUUAAUAUCCCCAAGAAAAAAAAUACUUCUCCUUUACAGGUGGACAGAAAACAUGGUGUUUUCAGGUAAGUCUGACUGUUGAAACGAAGCGUUCUCUUUCUAUUGUCCAGUCUUAUACUUCAAGUUUCCACAUACCUUGUUCCACUAUUUCAUGCAUACAGCUUCCAUGCAGUUCUUCAAUUAAUAUCGCAAAAAUUUUGACCAUGCAGUAAAUAAGUAGAACAGACAAUGUGUAACUUAUUGGAGUAAUUUCAGGUGUCGUGCGUAAUUUAAAGCAAACAUUUAAAUAGCUUAAAUCUUGAUUGAUAUGUUGCCUAUAAGGAAACUAACAGAGCACAUAAAAAUAAAACAAAAACAUGUAUUAAUCUUAAAUACGUAUUAUCGUUCAAUAUUUUAUCAUUUUACAGGCAACAGGACCGAAAUUGAAAUGCCAAUCGAAAAUAUGUCAGCCUGCCAAGAUGAUGUUGUACAGGACGAUCAGCAGGCGGUGACCUCGUCCGAAAAGUUGACCAUUACCGCAGCCGUCGCCUUACACGACAGUUACUAUAGCAACCCUUCUUCCGAGACAGGUAGAGUUGAGGCGGUAAAGGAAGAGUCAGAACUAAUCUAUGGCACCACGUGUGAAGUGAUGCGUCGUGAAUCUCUUACGACCGAAGAUGGUUAUGAGAGCACGGUUGUCCUAAGAGAGAAAUUAGGAGUUCAAAUAAACGACUGCUAUCAUGAGUCCAGUCGCAAAGAUACAACCUACGUUUUAGAAGAUACGAUUCCCUGUGAAGAAUCUUCACAGAUGGGUACAAUGCAUCGUCCGAGUUCAAAUCGAUUACAUGUUAAAUGUUUAGAGGAGCCCACAAGUGACGCUGUCAAACAUAAAUCAAGUGAUGAAACAUUAGAAGCUGGGAGGCGAUUAGGAUCAGUGGAGGCUAGUGACUUGUAUUAGUUGUGUCGAUGCUUUAAAAUAUAUUGAAACAUAUGUUAAUGAAAUAUAUGUAUAGAGACAUACACAGACACAAAGAAAUAAAACUAUUAUAUAAUAAAAGCC